GGUCGUCAUUAGUGUGCGCCAGUUACUUAUUACACGUGAGUCCAUCGUUUACUGUUUUUUAUGUUUUUAAAUAUGAUGAUCAACAUUCCAUCUUUAUGAAAGUAAUCCAGUUCAGUACUGUAUUGGCAUUUGACGCCGUGUUUCGCCACUGGAUUCUUGUUCUCAGAUCGCUUGUCGACGCGGCGGAUUUAUUAUAAGAUAAAAGAACCACUGGCACAGUCAACUGUUUGUGGGAUAUUUGUGGAGAAGGAUGAAUCCAGAAUGCAAAGACAAUGUAAAGAGACAUUUUAAAAAAGAUGCCAAAGAGAAAACAACAUCUUUUAAGAAAGGGAAGCGAAAAAAGCAAUUGGUGAAGCCGACAGAUAAAGAGGAGCAAUCCCAUAUUAAAAAAUUAGACCCUCUCAGUAGAGGAUAUUUCCGAAGAGUUUCAGAAAGGCUGGAAGAGGACUUCACCACUGAUGAAGAAAGAGACCUGUUUGUUGCCAAUGUCUUCUCGGAGGUUAAUGGGCAGGCUGUACCUCUUUCAAUGGAUUCAUCUGGAAGUCAUGUUCUUCAGAGACUCCUUCCACUGGCUUCAUGCAACCAACUAUGUCAGCUAUUAAAAGAAUUAGAAAAUGAACUGAGCAAUGGGAGUGAAGAGUCUCAUUUUGAACCUCUAAUCUGUCAUUGCUGUGGUGCACAUAUUAUGGAGACUGCGCUGCAACGAAUACACAGAUUAAGAAAGACUCAAGAAGAUUCUGAAGCCUCAGCAGACUGGGAAGUGUUAGAACAUCACAUUCUACGGCUUACAUCUGAAGUGAUAACCAAGCUGCCAACUUUCUGCAAGCACACACAUGGCUCAUUUGUGGUACGUGCAUUGGUGCAAAUGUUAGGAGGGGUACUCCUGGAAGCUUCAAACAAUAAAGGUCAAAAGAGUUUGGAAACGGGACUCCAAGAUGCCCCUACCUCUGAGGUGUUUAGUUCAGCCUUUAAGAGGCUUGCCAAAGAAUCUCUAAAACAUACUAAAGUCUUCUUGACCAAUGGUUCUGCAAGUCCAGUCUUCCAAACCAUUCUGAAAGUUUGUCAUGUUCGGUUUCCAAAGCUUUGCCAAAAACUUGGGCGGGGCAUGCUGGACUACUUGACUUCUCUCAACGAAGGAUCAGACUGCAGGAAUCUCCAGGUCUUCUUCAAAGAUCGUACUUCGAGCCGCCUGAUUGAAAAUAUCGUUGAAGUUUCCCAGAAGUCACUGUUUCGUACAUUAUAUGAGAAUCAUUUUAAAGGACAUCUGGUAUCCUUGGCGCAGCAUCCAAUUGCAAACUUCCCUGUACAAAGAAUUGUGGCUUCGGCACCAAGUCCAAAACUGUUUCGACAAAUAUUUGACGAGAUGGUCCCUGAGCUGGAGUCUGUGUUUGCUACUAAACACAUUGGCGUGAUCAUUGAGCUGGCAGAAGGCUGCAUACGGCAUGGUGAGAGACAGGCUGAGCUGCUACAACACUUGCUGCAGGUGUUUCACUGUGCAGAACCUCCUUCCAGACAGAUGACAUGUGCUUGUCUCUUCAUGACACUGCUGACUUACGAAUCAUAUUAUCAAAAUCAUGAACCCAAAAAUGAGGCUGAACAAAAACAGAGACCGCUGUCUGGUGUGGUUUACAAUGGCUCCCGGCUUGUGCAGACUUUGCUUGGAUUCUCAGACAACACAAUUGUCCUUCGAAGCCUGCGACUCUUACCAUCCAGUGAUCUAGUGACCUUGGCCUGUGACCCCUCAGGAAGUCAUGUGCUGGAUGUUAUGACGCAACACCUGAAUAAAAAAGAAUUUGCCAAGCUGCUCAAAAAACUAAAAGGGUGCCUCAUAGAACUUGCUUGCAACAAGUAUGGCAGCCGAAUAAUGGACAAAAUCUGGAGUACUUCUGACGUGAGCCAAAAGAAGAGCAUUGCUGAAGAUUUGGCUCCUCAUGAAGCUAGGCUUCGAUCGGAUAUCUUUGGCCACCACAUUGCCCGGAACUUCGCAUUAUUCCACUUUCUGAAGCGCAAGAAGGAGUGGGAAAACAUUCAGACUGCCCAGGUGAAGAAGAGAAGAAUGUUUAACGACAUCCUUGAAUGAAAACUAAAAAGCUUUGGUUUUUGUUUUUUUUUUUUAAAUCCAGAAAAGUGGCAAUUUAAAAAAAAA
Polypterus senegalus (gray bichir) is the source of this 2146-nucleotide messenger RNA. RefSeq names its product nucleolar protein 9. Gene Ontology annotation, biological process: ribosomal small subunit export from nucleus; endonucleolytic cleavage in ITS1 to separate SSU-rRNA from 5.8S rRNA and LSU-rRNA from tricistronic rRNA transcript (SSU-rRNA, 5.8S rRNA, LSU-rRNA); endonucleolytic cleavage to generate mature 5'-end of SSU-rRNA from (SSU-rRNA, 5.8S rRNA, LSU-rRNA). Bases 251 to 2080 code for a protein of 609 amino acids. NCBI's taxonomy places the organism in Eukaryota, Metazoa, Chordata, Cladistia, Polypteriformes, Polypteridae. Gene Ontology annotation, molecular function: RNA binding. The transcript is spliced from 12 exons. The record is from RefSeq and is a predicted model, not a curated record. Gene Ontology annotation, cellular component: nucleolus; 90S preribosome; preribosome, small subunit precursor.